Wasmannia auropunctata (little fire ant) is the source of this 369-nucleotide messenger RNA. RefSeq names its product merozoite surface protein CMZ-8-like. The record is from RefSeq and is a predicted model, not a curated record. NCBI's taxonomy places the organism in Eukaryota, Metazoa, Arthropoda, Insecta, Hymenoptera, Formicidae. Bases 1 to 369 code for a protein of 122 amino acids. The transcript has a single exon.
AUGGACAAUCCCGUCGUCCGGGCACCCCCGACGGUUCUGUCCCCGCUGAGUCCGCCGCCGUCCACGCCCAGGAAGCCGAGGACACCGGGACGUCCUCCGAGCCCGCGGGUCGAGCCACCGACAACUCCGGACCGGCCUCCGGGUCUACCGACCGAGUCAGCGAAGCGUCCCCGCUCGCCGGAACCUCCGCAGGGCGCGCUUGCCAGUCCCCGGCAAUCCACGGAGUCCAGCAAGCGUUCCAGAACCCCGGAGCGCUUCCGGGAUCUCCGGGCCAAACGGAUCGUCCGGCCCAACGAUCCGGUCAAUAUCCUCGGAGCAUCUCAACCCGCUCCUCCAGGCCCGGCUCAGAAAGCUAUUCGACAGCGAUAA